Molecule: messenger RNA, 1360 nt
Organism: Monodelphis domestica (gray short-tailed opossum)
Lineage: Eukaryota; Metazoa; Chordata; Mammalia; Didelphimorphia; Didelphidae
Product: olfactory receptor 6C1-like
Biological process (GO): G protein-coupled receptor signaling pathway
Cellular component (GO): membrane
Molecular function (GO): G protein-coupled receptor activity; olfactory receptor activity
Source: RefSeq, a predicted model, not a curated record
GAAGAAGAGAAAUUUUAAACAUGAAAAAUCACACACAAGUGACAGAGUUCAUCCUCUUAGGAUUUUCAGAUGACCCAGAGAUUCAAAUGGUCAUUUUCUUCUUUCUCUUACUUGCCUACAUUCUCAGUAUUGCUGGGAACUUGACCAUCAUCAUCCUCACUCUGUUUGACUCUCACCUCCAAACUCCAAUGUAUUUCUUCCUCCGGAAUUUUUCCUUCAUAGAAAUUUCAUUUACAACUGUCUGUAUUCCCAGGUUCUUGAGCACCAUCAUUACUGGAGACAAGACCAUUUCCUAUAAUUGCUGUAUGACUCAGUUGUUUUUCGUAAUUCUCAUGGGAGUAACUGAAUUUUACCUACUAACAGCCAUGUCCUAUGACCGCUAUGUUGCCAUCUGCAGACCCUUACAUUACAUAACAAUCAUGAGCAGCAGAGUCUGCAUUUUGCUUGUCUUCUGCUCAUGGUUCAUUUCAUUCAUGGUCAUUUUCCCACCUCUCAUAAUGAUGCAGGAACUUGACUAUUGUGCUGGUAAUAUAGUUGAUCAUUUCACCUGUGACUAUUCUCCCCUCUUACAAAUAUCCUGUACAGAUACCCAAUUCUUAGAAACCCUAGGCAUUUCCUGGGCUGUGGUAACUCUUAUGGUCACACUGGCAUUAAUAAUUCUCUCCUAUAUAUUUAUCAUCCAGACAAUUUUGAGGAUCCCCUCUGUCAGUCAGAGGAAAAAGGCCUUUUCCACUUGCUCUUCUCAUGUGAUUGUUAUAUCCAUUUCUUAUGGCAGUUGCAUCUUCAUGUACAUUAAACCCUCAGCAAAAGACAGAGUAUCUUUGAGCAAGGGAGUUGCUCUGCUAUAUACAUCAGUAACCCCUGUGUUGAAUCCCUUUAUUUAUAGUCUAAGGAAUCAGCAGGUGAAACAAGCCUUCAUGGACAUGAUACGGAAGAUUGUAUUUUUUACAAAAAAAUGAAAAGAUUUGUUGAAAUGAAUAGAAGAUGCAAUGAAAAGCUUUCUUAAUAUUCUGUCCAAGGCUCUCUCAUUUCCCUUAUCUCUCUUUUUUUUCCUCUUCAGAGGAAUUCCACAUUCAUUUGGGUAUAUCUUUAUCUGUCUCUUUUACUUAUAUUUUUCUUCUCCAUUCAGCUAUUUUUAAAGCCUCAUCAGACAGCUAUUUUGCUUUAUUGAUUUUUUUGUAAGGAAUGUUUUCUGUUAUUGCCUCCCAUAUAAUACUCAAACCUCUGGUCACUACUCGGCAGACAAUUUUUAUACCAUAUAUAGUUACUUAAGUCUAUUCAUCUCUUCCACUUCAUGUUCAUAAGGGAUGUUAUUUUCAUCAUAUUUAUAUCCUUUUUGUCCUACUUUCUUCAGUUAAGU